CUACACCUUCGCUCGUUACAGUACAUACUCUUUAAUUUACUCCUCCCGAGGUCUCGACCAACUUUCACUCUUUUCCACAUCAACUUACACCAUCACCAUGCACGUUCCGACUUCUCUGUUCGCCGCUGUGCUUGCCUUUGUGGCUUUCGACCAAGCCAACGCCUUGUGCAAGUGGGACCGUUGCUGCUACACAAACCAAAAAGGCCCUGGAGCAUGCCCUCCUCAGCAAUGGCAUGUCGCCCUUUCAGGCGCAUACUGCGAAGUUUCCGUAUGCCCAGUAGGAUGCACGAAUCUCAACGAUGACUCUUUGGAUGUUGUCACUCUUCACCAGACUCCCGGAAUUAUCUACAACAUGGCGUCAGGCACGGGUGUCGCAAACAUUGACAACUCUAUUCUAAGUGACGAACCAGGAACACCAAUACCAAUGGUCGUCAUGAACGAUAACACGCCCACAUCCAACACCGAUGCACCCGUCCAAGUGCGCGACAUUGCAGACCCUGCCGAGUCGUACAGCAGAUUCGGGCCCAAACAACGCGUUGUGAUCAUCGCAAUCGCAAGCACCAUUGGUGUUCUGAGCCCAUUGAGCUCCAAUUUGUACACUCCCGCCAUCCCAGCCGUCGCCAAGGAUUUGGGGGUGUCGACCGACGCCAUCAACCUGACCAUCACCUCGUACUUGAUCUUGCAAGGCAUCAGCCCCACCCUAUGGAGCGUCAUUGGCGACAACACAGGUCGUCGGUUGCUCUACCUGAUCGCCCUGACCGUUUACCUAGGGUCUUGCGUCGGCCUCGCCCUGUCUCCCAACUACGCGUCUGUUCUUGCCCUGCGCGCCGUCCAGGCCGUGGGGUCAGCCUCCACCACGGCCAUCGGAGCUAGUUUGAUCGGCGACCUGAUCCACGUCAGCCAGCGCGGCGGGUGGAUGGGAAAUUACAGCGCAAUGGGUGGUGCAGGAACCGCGUUUGGGCCCGUUCUCGGCGGCCUCUUUGCUCAGUACACGGGGUGGAGGGGUAUGUUUGUGUUUAUGGCUGCGCUGGCGGCGUUUUUGUUGAUGACGACGGCGUUUCUGCUACCCGAAACAAAGCGCGACAUUGUUGAUGAUGGUUCCGUCCCGGCUCCGUGGUACCUGCAGGCGCCUAUAAAGUGGUUGGAUGCUCCCAAGUCUGGGGACUGUGCUACAGGGAGAACAACUACGGGCAAGUUCAAAAUCGAUCUUAAAGCCCCGGUUCGCUUGCUUGUCGAACCCGAAUGUCUAUGUGUGGUCUUGUUUACUGGGGUGAUUUUUGCCGUGUGGCAGGCGACCAUGGUGGCGACGGCAACGCUCUACUCUGAACGCUACGGCUUGAGCGAAACAAACAUCGGGCUUACUUACAUCUCCAACGGCGUUGGAUCUCUCUGUGGCAGUAUCCUUACUGGAAAGCUGCUGGAUCGCGAGUACAAACGACAGCUGCAGAGAGAACGAAAGACUCAAGAUGAGGGCAAUGAAGAUCAACAACCUCGCCAGCAAGAGGUGCAGCACAUUGAACUGGCGCGCAUCAAGCCAUUGAUGAUACCCACAGUUGUUUUUCUGAUAUCGGUCGUAGCUCUUGGUUGGAUAAUGGAAUAUCAUGUCCACAUUGCUGCAUCCAUCACCGUGGCCUUCUUCGUGGGUGGUCUGAGCACCAUUAUCUUUGCUGGUUUCUCAAUCCUUAUCGUCGACCUGUUCAAGAGUCAAAGCUUCAGCGCCACAGCUUCGAUGAAUCUCUCGCGCUGUCUUAUCGCGUCUGGUGGUACUGCAGUAAUCGGACCUCUGAUCCGGGCUGUCGGUGUGGGUUGGGCGUUUACCAUUUGCGCGGCGGUUGGUCUGAUCUCGUGCUCUCUUGCGUUGGCCGAGUUGUGGCGGGGAAGAGAGUGGAGGGCGAAGCGAAAGGCGGCAGAGCAGUUGUAG
Molecule: messenger RNA, 1921 nt
Organism: Pyricularia grisea
Lineage: Eukaryota; Fungi; Ascomycota; Sordariomycetes; Magnaporthales; Pyriculariaceae
Exons: 5
Coding region: 98-1921 (607 amino acids)
Biological process (GO): transmembrane transport
Molecular function (GO): transmembrane transporter activity
Source: RefSeq, a predicted model, not a curated record